UACUGCAUCUGCCGGCUCCCCUACGACGUUACCCGCUUCAUGAUCGAGUGCGACGCCUGCAAGGACUGGUUCCACGGCAGCUGUGUUGGGGUGGAAGAAGAGGAGGCACCAGAUAUCGACAUAUACCAUUGUCCAAACUGCGAGAAAACCCAUGGGAAGUCAACCUUGAAGAAGAAACGGAGCUGGCACAAACAUGAGCAGGGGCCAACGCCUGAUGUCAAGCCUGUGCAGAAUGGCAGCCAGCUCUUCAUCAAGGAGCUGCGAAGCCGGACCUUCCCCAGCGCGGAGGACGUGGUGGUUCGAGUGCCGGGCAAUCAGCUCACACUGGGCUACAUGGAGGAGCACGGCUUCACUGAGCCCAUCCUUGUUCCCAAGAAGGAUGGGCUGGGUCUGGCCGUGCCAGCCCCCACCUUCUACGUCAGCGACGUCGAGAAUUAUGUGGGCCCAGAGAGGAGCGUGGAUGUGACAGACGUCACCAAGCAGAAGGACUGUAAGAUGAAGCUGAAGGAGUUUGUGGACUACUAUUACAGCACCAACCGGAAGCGGGUCCUCAAUGUCACCAACCUUGAGUUCUCUGAUACCAGAAUGUCCAGCUUUGUGGAGCCACCUGACAUUGUGAAAAAACUGUCUUGGGUUGAGAACUACUGGCCAGAUGAUGCUUUGCUGGCUAAACCCAAAGUGACCAAGUACUGCCUCAUCUGUGUGAAGGACAGCUACACUGACUUCCACAUAGACUCUGGAGGUGCCUCUGCCUGGUACCACGUGCUCAAGGGGGAGAAGAUAUUCUAUCUCAUCAAGCCAGCCUUGGCCAAUCUCUCCUUGUAUGAGCGCUGGCAAUCAGCCUCCAACCACAGUGAGAUGUUUUUUGCGGACCAGGUGGACAAAUGCUACAAGUGUACCCUCAAACAGGGACAGACACUCUUCAUCCCAUCAGGCUGGAUCUACGCCACCCUUACACCUGUGGACUGCUUGGCCUUUGCGGGACACUUCCUCCACAGCCUAAGCGUGGAGACGCAGAUGAGAGCAUAUGAAGUGGAAAGAAGGUUGAAACUUGGCAGUCUGACUCAGUUUCCGAACUUCGAAACUGCCUGCUGGUACAUGGGAAAACAUCUGCUUGAGGCUUUCAAAGGUUCUCACAAAUCUGGGAAGCAGCUGCCACCUCAUUUAGUCCAGGGAGCUAAAAUUCUCAAUGGUGCUUUCAGAUCAUGGACUAAGAAACAGGCUUUGGCAGAACAUGAGGACGAACUACCGGAGCACUUCAAGCCUUCCCAGCUCAUCAAAGACCUUGCCAAAGAGAUCAGGCUCAGUGAGAAUGCCUCCAAAGCUGUCCGACCGGAAGUGAAUGCUGUGGUGUCUUCAGAUGAGGUCUGUGAUGUAGACAGAGGGAAGGAAGAACCCCCAUCUCCUGUGGAGACCACCCCAUCUCAGUCCCUCAUGGAAAAAGGGUCUAAAAAAAAGACUUCUAAAACUGUGAAGAUGCCCAAGCCAUCCAAAAUCCCCAAGCCUUCAAAGCUCCCCAAGCCCUCAAAGCCCCCCAAGGCACUAAGGAAUGAUAGUGUCAAGAAGAAAGGGAAGAGGUGCAAGGAAACAGGCUCUCCCACCAUCCCCAACUUGGAUCUGCUCGAGGCCCACACGAAGGAGGCUUUGACCAAGAUUGAAACACCCAAGAAGGGCAAGGCUGCAAAGAGUGUCUUAAGUGUGCCCAACAAGGAUCUGGCUAAUAAGCAAAAUGAUGUGGACAGAUUGGAAAUCCGAGAGCAGACCAAGAGCAAGUCAGAGGCCAAGUGGAAAUACAAGAACAGCAAACCAGACUCCUUGCUAAAAAUGGAGGAAGAGCAAAAACUGGAGAAAUCUCCUCUGUCAGGAAACAAGGACAAUAAAUUUUCAUUUUCCUUCUCUAACAAGAAACUCCUGGGCUCCAAGGGCCUCAAGCCACAGACGAGCCCAGGAGUGUUUGGGGCCCUGCAGAACUUCAAGGAAGACAAACCCAAACCCGUACGCGAUGAAUAUGAGUAUGUAUCAGAUGACGGAGAGCUCAAGAUUGAUGAGUUCCCCAUCAGGAGGAAAAGGAACACUUCUAAGAGGGACUUAUCUUUUUUACUGGAUAAGAAAGAGAUGUUCCAUGUACCCAUCAAGAAGCCAAAGCUCGACUCAGUGUUUUACAAGCAUAGUGACGACUCCUCCGACGAGGAUUCUCUGCACAUUGACACGGACACCAAGCCCAGCCGCAACGCAAAAGCCAGGAAGGAGAGCGGAAGCUCAGCAGCAGGCAUCCUGGACCUACUGCAAGCCAGCGAGGAGGUUGGCGCGCUCGAAUACAACCCCAACAGCCAGCCCCCGGCCUCGCCCAGCACACAGGAAGCCAUCCAGGGCAUGCUGUCCAUGGCCAACCUGCAGGCCUCCGACUCCUGCCUUCAGACAACCUGGAGCUCUGGCCAGACCAAGGGAAACUCCUUGGCAGCCCACAGUGCCCGGAAGAACGGAGGUGGCGGCAAAAGUGCUGGGAAGCGACUCCUGAAGAGGGCCACCCAGAACAGCAUGGACCUGGACGAGUACGAGGAGCAGGACCACCUGGACGCCUGCUUCAAGGACUCAGACUAUGUUUAUCCCUCCCUGGAGUCGGACGAAGACAACCCUGUCUUCAAGUCCCGGUCGAAGAAAAGGAAAGGCUCAGACGACGCUCCCUACAGCCCCACAGCAAGGGUAGGCCCGUCAGUGCCACGGCAGGACAGACCUGUGCGUGAGGGGACCAGAGUGGCCUCCAUUGAGACUGGACUGGCAGCUGCUGCAGCCAAGCUCUCCCAGCAGGAGGAACAGAAAAGCAGGAAGAAAAAGAGCACCAAAAAGAAGCUGACUCCAACUACCAUCUCCCCCUCCCCGUCCUCCGCCACCCCCGCCAGCACUGCCUCCUCGGCCUCUACCACCUCGGCCUCCACCUCGGCUUCCACCUCCUCAGCCUCCACCUCGGCCUCCCUGGUCUCUACCACACCGGCCAGCACCAGCACGGCCAGCAGCCAGGCCUCUCAGGAGAGCAGCUCACCUGAGCCCCUGCCAGAGGUGCCCAGCAGCAGCCUGGCAGACCAUGAGUACACAGUGGGUGUGGGCACCUUUGCCGGGGCUCCAGCUGGCCGUGCCUCCCAGCCCAUGGCCCCAGGGGUCUUCCUUACGCAGAGACGGUCCUCUGCCUCAUCCCCCAAUAACACCGCUGCCAAAGGUAAACGUACAAAAAAAGGCAUGGCCACCGCCAAGCAAAGGCUCGGGAAAAUUUUGAAAAUUCAUCGGAACGGAAAACUGCUCCUUUAA
This is a messenger RNA of Chrysochloris asiatica (Cape golden mole), 3303 nucleotides long. RefSeq names its product PHD finger protein 2 (gene PHF2). Bases 40 to 3303 code for a protein of 1087 amino acids. Gene Ontology annotation, biological process: protein demethylation; regulation of transcription by RNA polymerase II. Gene Ontology annotation, molecular function: histone demethylase activity; transcription coregulator activity. The record is from RefSeq and is a predicted model, not a curated record. NCBI's taxonomy places the organism in Eukaryota, Metazoa, Chordata, Mammalia, Afrosoricida, Chrysochloridae. The transcript has 22 exons.